Molecule: messenger RNA, 1476 nt
Organism: Exserohilum turcica Et28A
Lineage: Eukaryota; Fungi; Ascomycota; Dothideomycetes; Pleosporales; Pleosporaceae
Exons: 2
Coding region: 194-1180 (328 amino acids)
Biological process (GO): carnitine transmembrane transport; mitochondrial transport
Cellular component (GO): mitochondrial envelope
Molecular function (GO): O-acyl-L-carnitine transmembrane transporter activity
Source: RefSeq, a predicted model, not a curated record
GCGUCCGGAGCACUGGAGCUGCUCACAUGUUGGAACCAAGUUUGCUUCCGUCCUCGCUGCACAUUUCCUUUGCUCUCAAAACCGCCGUGGUAGGCAUCGCGCAGCCUCCAGCUUGCUCCAGCCGCCUUUGUGCAUCUCCGAGUCACUUCUCGCACGCGCAAUUGUCACUCGGACUACCUGACACGCCCCCACCAUGGCAAGCACAGCAGACGCCGCUAUUGAGAAACUGCCCUCCACGGCAGACCUCAAGGAAGACGCAAAGGCAGCCACAAAGUCGACGGUCCAGUCGCUGCGAGCGCUGGUCGCUGGCGGCGUGGGAGGUGUCUGCGCCGUCGUUGUAGGCCACCCCUUCGACCUGGUCAAGGUGCGCAUGCAGACGGCGGAAAAGGGUGUCUACUCGGGAGCCAUGGACGUCGUGAGGAAAACAAUCGCAAAAGAGGGCCUGGCCAGGGGCCUCUACGCCGGUGUCUCUGCGCCUCUUGUCGGUGUCACGCCCAUGUUCGCCGUCUCCUUCUGGGGCUACGACCUCGGCAAGCAGCUCGUCUCCAGCGUCUCCAAGGUCGAGAACAACCAGUACAGCGUCGCCCAGGUCUCUGCUGCCGGUUUCUUCAGCGCAAUCCCCAUGACCGUCAUUACCGCACCCUUUGAGCGCGUCAAGGUCCUCCUCCAGAUUCAGGGACAGAAGCAGCUGGCGCCUGGAGAGAAGCCCAAAUACUCUGGUGGUCUCGAUGUUGUCAGGCAGCUCUACAAGGAGGGCGGCAUCCGCUCAGUGUACCGUGGUUCGGCCAUGACACUGGCGCGUGACGGUCCAGGCUCAGCGCUUUACUUUGCCACAUACGAAGUCAUCAAGCGGAACCUCACACCAAAGGACCCCGUUACAGGACAGCCCGGAUCGCUCAGCAUAGGCGCUGUCAUGGUGGCUGGCGGCGCUGCAGGUGUUGCCAUGUGGAUACCCGUGUUCCCCGUCGACACCAUCAAGUCCCGCUUGCAGAGUGCUGAAGGCCGACCAACAAUCGGUGGUACAAUCAGAGGACUCUAUGCGAGCGGUGGUAUCAAAGCAUUCUUCCCUGGUAUCGGCCCUGCCAUGGCACGAGCAGUGCCUGCGAACGCGGCCACGUUCGCUGGCGUAGAGCUUGCGCAAAAGGCAAUGACCAAGAUGUUUGACCGAGAUGGCGAGUAGGCAUUUUCCGCCCUUUAUAACGAUUCUUGUACGAUCUACAUUUUCUUCUUUGAUCAUGGUCGUAUUAUGUUGGUUCUCAGUUGGCGGCAUUGCACAUGGCGUUCUUAGUUUCGUCUAAGUGCAUGCGUAUAGAGCAAGGGCUUUCUAGAUAGGUUCGUUACUCUGUCCGUCUCCAAUAGGUCUUUUAUCCACUAUUGCUACGUCUUGCUUUCUCACACCUGCUGGGCUUGGUCAUGGGCUGGCAUCGACAAGACAGUGAGAUGAUUCAACAUAUCCGUAGGUUGGCGAACUAUUGC